UCUAGAGGGUGUCAAUGUAGUAUGACGGUGGUUAGUAUACACAGACCUUUGUCAUUAAAUCUAAAACACUAUCCUUAUUUGGGCUGUCGCUCUCAAAGAUAGCGAGCACAUCGUUGACGUAGCCGUGUUGCUUCUUAAAGUUGUCGUAGUCUUCCUGCGACAGUUUCGGUGGCUUGUUAUUAUCAAGGUAGUCUGGGUACUUUCAAGGGUUAGAUAGCAGUUCUAUAGUUAUAAUCUACGGGAUACGAACUUUCGUAGAGAGCUCCUUCAAGGGCUCGUAUAGGAUGUCUUUGCUGAGUAACUCAGUCAUAACAGAUUCUAAAAUGCUGUCUAAAUUAUCAUCAUCAUCGUCAUCAUCAUUCUCGUUAUUUUUAUUUAAAGAGAGAGAUUCCAAAGUCUGGUUUAUAACGUUAUCAAAAUUAUUUUUAUCUUGCGUAUUUUUAUUGUCAAAUUCGUCUAAUAUACCAUCAAACUCGUCAUCGGAUGACAUUUCAACUUGAACGACCAAGAGAGGAAUAAAAUUUAGAGAUGAAAUGUUUUUAAAUAAAUUUUACCAGCCAAUACAACUAAACCAACAAAAUAACCUUAUUAACCCCUUUUGGCAGGAGCAACUCGUUAGAGCUGAAGCUAUCAGAUCUUCCUCUUCCCCUCAUCAUAGGGCUAGAGCUGCUGCUUUGGCUCAACGCGGUCAACAAUCCUCUGCAAUUGCCAUCCUCGAUCCAUCCAGACGCAUGUCUACACCGAAACAAAAUUCAGCCAGUUUAAACCAGGUCUCUCCUACUACACCCAACGCUCACCCUUCAGCAUCAAACGUACCAUCUAAUAGCUCAGACAAGCUCUCGAGUAAUUCGAGCUGGAUGGCAUUGGAUUUGGGUGGCAUGCAACUAAAGUCCUUAUCGCCAAGUUUAUUCACUUAUCAAUUCAUCACUAACCUCUUCAUCAAUCACAAUAACCUCACUUUCAUUCCACCUGAAAUCUAUAAACUCAACCAACUGGUUUUAUUAGAUCUUUCCGGCAACAACCUUUCCUCUCUACCAGCUGAAUUAGGUUUAUUAUCGCGUCUUAGGGAGCUUUUACUCUUUGAUAAUAACUUAGUUUCCAUACCUUCCGAAUUAGGCACUCUUUAUCAACUUGAAUUCCUUGGUAUAGAUGGCAACCCUCUGGCUGAAUCUUUUAGGCAAUUAAUUCAGAAAGAAGGUACACCUGCUCUCAUCGCCUACUUACGUGAUUCUUGUCCUGUCUCUACUGGACCUCCUGAGCGUGAGUGGCUCGCAAUGGAAACUGACCUUCCUUCACCAAAAGAGGACGAUCCUCCUCCUGAAACUUUCUCUUUGCUUUGUUACAACAUUCUUUGUGACAAGUACGCUACUUCUCAAAUGUACGGAUACACCCCUUCGUGGGCUCUCAAUUGGGAUUAUAGAAAAGAAAUUUUACUUCAAGAGAUUAUGGGCUUUUCUGCCGAUAUUGUUUGUCUACAGGAGGUUGACAUUGAGCAAUAUGAAGAUUUCUUUUUAAAUCAAUUAUCACAGCAUGAUUAUAGAGGUGUUUACUCUCAAAAAUCACGCGCGAAGACAAUGUCUGAAAAUGAGAAAAAGAGAGUUGACGGUUGUGCUACUUUCUUUAAAGCUUCAAAGUAUCAACUAAUUGAAUCUGAAGUUAUCGAAUUCUCUCAAGUCGCUUUACAACGAUCAGAUUUCGCCAAAACCGAGGAUAUGUUCAAUAGAGUUUUAACAAAAGAUAACAUAGCAAACGUUGCAUUAUUAGAGAAUAUAGAAUCUGGUACAAGAUUGAUAGUCGCUAAUGUCCACAUUCAUUGGAAUCCCGAAUUUAGGGAUGUAAAAUUAGUACAAGUCGCAAUUUUAAUGGAUGAAAUUGAGAAAAUUUCAAAAAGAUUCUCAACUCUUCCGCCAAAACUUAACGUGCAAUCAGGUAAAAAAGGUCCUGUCUACACUGAUAUGUCAAAAAUUCCUUUAAUAGUAUGUGGUGACUUUAACAGUGUACCAAAUUCGGGUGUAUACGAAUUCUUAGGAAAAGGUUAUGUCGAUAGAAAUCAUGAAGAUUUCAUGGAACAUCAAUAUGGAGCAUUCACAACUGAAGGUAUGAGACAUAAGUUUGCAUUAAAAUCAAGUUAUGCAAAUAUUGGUGAAUUGCCGAUGACAAACUACAUACCUGGAUUCGAAGAAGUUAUAGACUACGUAUGGUAUACUCAAAACACACUCUCGGUCAUAGGACUUUUGGGAGAAGUUGAUCAGUCUUAUCUUAACAAAAUUGUUGGAUUCCCUAAUGUGCACUUCCCUUCAGAUCACUUGUCUCUCUUCACUGAGUUUAGACUUCGUCCACCAUCACAUAUCACAGAUGUAUCUCGACAAAAGUGAGCAAGCAAGUUUUUAAUUUAAGUAACAUUAUUACGCAAAGCCACCCAUUCCUCAUUUUGUAUUUUUUCAAUUUCGAUUUAUAUACUUUACAUA
This is a messenger RNA of Wallemia mellicola CBS 633.66, 2468 nucleotides long. Its product is annotated as glucose-repressible alcohol dehydrogenase transcriptional effector. Lineage: Eukaryota; Fungi; Basidiomycota; Wallemiomycetes; Wallemiales; Wallemiaceae. Gene Ontology annotation, biological process: nuclear-transcribed mRNA poly(A) tail shortening. Gene Ontology annotation, cellular component: CCR4-NOT complex; nucleus; cytoplasm. The record is from RefSeq and is a predicted model, not a curated record. The transcript has 3 exons. Bases 534 to 2375 code for a protein of 613 amino acids. Gene Ontology annotation, molecular function: protein binding; poly(A)-specific ribonuclease activity.